CUGGAUCUUGCCUAGUUUGUCAGCGUUCCACCAGCUUUGCCGCCAUGCAUAAGAUUGGUCACGGUGGUACUCACUUGACCAGUUGGGCACAAGAGCUUCACAAUGUCACCUUGGAUGGACAGGUGGACAGUCUUAGCUUUUCACCAGACCACACUUGCUUGGCAGCAGCUGGAGGCGGCUCCAUCUACUUCUUCUCAUCGCAGUUGGAGCAGCAAAAGGUCAUCCCGGACGCACAUGGCGGAGCGCCCGUGCGGUGCGUGGCCUUUGCCGGACGACAACUGCUGAGCGCAGGCGCUGAUGGCAAAGUUCUUGUUUGGGAAAUGAGUGGAGAACAGACAGCGGUCUUGGAACAUGACGUAGAUGUUCUGGCAGUUGCCGGAACCGCCAAUGGUCUGAUCGCAAGCUCAGCAGCCGAUGGCGCUGUGCGACUCUGGCGAAACGGUGCAGUGGAGCAAACACUUCUUGGACACGAAGCUCCUGUCCACGCCGUGAGCUUCUCUCGGGACGCUUCGAUGCUCGUCUCCGCCUCGGCGGAUCACACCGCACGCGUCUGGGCCACGGAACGCGGCGCUCCGCUGGCGCUGCUGCGAGGCCAUCGGGACGAGGUGCGCGCAGCGUGCUUCGGUGCCCGGCGCUCGGCAUCUUUGGUAGUCACCGGAUCCUUGGAUGGUACAGCUUUGAUUUGGCAGCUGCCAUCGCCCGGGGAUGCUCUUGAAGUAACUCCCCUCCACGCUUGCAAGGCCCACGCUGCUGGGAUCACCAGCCUGGCCAUUGGAGAGAAUGGCCAGACACUUUGCACUGCCUCCAUGGACAAGUCGGUGAAGCUUUGGACCAUGCACGACUUCCGCUUCGCGCGGACGCUGCCCGGCGGUGCGGCCGUCCACGCGGUGGUCAUCUCGUCGGCGGGCGCUGCGCGGGUCGCCGCGGCGUGCGGCGGUCGUGGUGGGCGUGGCACAUUGCGGGUCUUUGGGAUUGUCCCACGUAGACGAGAGAGUGGAAUGUUCACCUAAGAGGUGAAGGGAAUGGAGUGAAGUGGGGACGGCAACAGUUGAAGUUGGUGGCUUCAACUUCAAGAUGAGCUUCAUGAGUAAUCUAGAAGCAUUUUCCUGAGCACUCCACAUUGUGGAGUCAGGCAAGAGGGGACCUAGUGCUCUUUAGCUACCUCCAGUUUUUGGCAGAUGAAGAUGCUAAAGACCACAUCAGAAGCUGGAUGAGCCAGCCAUGGUUUAUUAUUACCCUGGAUGGGAAAAGCUGACGCUUUGGGAGCUUAAGAAGUUCCGUCACCUGCUGAGUUGCUGCUGGGUGCUUUGCGAAUCUCCCAGCUGAGUACGGUGCUUCGCUUCGGUUGAACCCUGCUGACGCUCCCAAAAGGCGGCGACACUCGAGCGACGCUCAUCCGCCGCGUCAGACAAAAAGAGGUCCGAAAUGUGCAUCAGCCAGUCUGUGCAAGUCGUAAAUGUGGUGGCACACUACGGCAGAAAGAUGCAGAAAAAAGCAGAGCAUGUUGAACAAAGCAACCGUUACACGUCCGGUCGAUGCGGACUCUAUAUAUGUUUGCAUCAAAACGUGUGUUACUGUUGAGGUGGCGC
Molecule: messenger RNA, 1589 nt
Organism: Durusdinium trenchii
Lineage: Eukaryota; Dinophyceae; Suessiales; Symbiodiniaceae
Source: the annotation of a GenBank genome assembly